This is a messenger RNA of Chelmon rostratus (copperband butterflyfish), 2625 nucleotides long. RefSeq names its product MAP7 domain containing 2a (gene map7d2a). Gene Ontology annotation, cellular component: microtubule cytoskeleton. Gene Ontology annotation, biological process: microtubule cytoskeleton organization. The record is from RefSeq and is a predicted model, not a curated record. The transcript has 16 exons. Bases 1 to 2625 code for a protein of 874 amino acids. NCBI's taxonomy places the organism in Eukaryota, Metazoa, Chordata, Actinopteri, Chaetodontiformes, Chaetodontidae.
AUGGCGAAGACGGUCUCACCAUCCGCUGCGAUGACAGGUGAAAAGAUGGCGCCGCCAUCCAUCACUCUACUCCCCGACAAGAGAUCUCCGACAAACGGUCACAGCUCCCCAGCCCGAACUGGGAAAACUCCUCCGUCUAACACAGAGAAGAGGCCGCACAUAAACGGACACGCGUCUCCUUCACACUUGGCAGCUAACGUCGGUAACAACCAUGCAGUUGUGGAGGGUUAUAUGAAGACGGACGACAGGAUGCGAUUAGCCAAAGAGAGACGUGAGGAGAGGGAGAGGAGCCUGGCGGCCAGGGAGCAGCUGAUCAGGGAGAAGGAGCGCAGAGCUCGGCUGCAGUACGAACGCACAGUGGAGGAACGCUGGAGGCGGCUGGAGGAGCAGAGGCAGAAAGAGGAGCUCCGCAGGGCUGCGGUGGAGGAGAAGAGGAGGCAGCAGCUCGAGGAGGAGAGGGAGCGUCUGGAGGCCCUGAUGAAGCGCUCUCUGGAGCGAAGCCUCCAGCUGGAGCAGAGGACCAAACGCUGGAGCCGAGGCUGCCCUACAGGAGCAGCGCCCUGCAGCCCUCACAGGUCACCUUUCUGCAGCUCGCUAAACCCUGGAGAUCACAACAGAGGUGGACUUCAUGGAGGCUCUCAGUCCACUCCCAACACCCCCAAGAAAGAGCGUUUGCGCAGAGACAGAAGAACUGCAUCCCCCGGUUGUGCAUCCCCGUUGAGAAGAUCCGAAUCUCCUGCUAGCGUCACCAAGUACUUGGCUUCUCCUACUACCUCCAAGCUGGCAUCUAAGAUGCGCAGCCAGUCUCCUUGCAAUGCACAUCAAUACCAUUACUCUCCAACAAGACAUCGUCCAAACCCGUCAGCUGACGACAGGAAAGCAGAAGACAAGAAGGUGGAAAAGCUUGAACAAUCCAAAGAUGAGGCCACGGUGAAAAAGAAUACCAACAACAACAGCGCCAAUCCAUCUUCACAAGCAGAGAAGAAUGCGGUCAAUGUCGAAAUCACUGGAUCCAGAUCAACUAAAGGUGAAACUUUUGAUAAGCGUCUCAAAGGCGACACCCCUGAAAAACAUCAGUCCCCUGACAGAAAGGACCACGUGUCUCCUAAAGUGGACCCCUCGGAGAAGAAGAUGCAGAGCAACGCUCAGGACGGAGACAAGAAAAAAGAGUCAGCACCCUUUGCGUCCACAGUAAAGAUGGCAGCUGGCACAACGAAUGCAGAGGAGGCUACCAGGUUGCUGGCAGAGCGAAGGCGUCAGGCUCGAGCUCAGAAAGAACUGGAAGACAAAAAACGGGAACUGGUGGAAGAAGAAAGACUGAGGGAGGAGCAGCUGAGGAAGCAACUGGCGCAGGAGCAGCGACAGCAGGAGGCGAAGGCUCAACCAGUGAAGGAGAAGGGGAAAAAUGAGGAAGACCCUCGCAGGCUGAAGCAAGAAGACGACAAACAGAAGAAGGAGGAGCAGGAGAAGGAGCUGCAGACCCAGGUGGACAAAGAGAGAGAAAAAGCCAAAGUCCAGGCUCAAGAGGAUGCAGAGCGUCAGCGGCAAGGCAGAGAACUGCAGACGCAACAAGAAGAGGAGGAGAGGCAACUAAGAAAAAAGAGAAUCGAGGAGAUCAUGAAGAGAACUAGGAAGGGUGAAGCUGACUUGAAGAAGGAGGAGCAGGUGGAGACAAAGUCCGUCUCUCCGCCAGGUGAAGAAAAGACUGUUGAAACUAAUGCUCAGGUGAGUGAGCAAGCAGUCAAAAAGGUUGAGUUUCAGGUGAAAGAGCAGGUCACAGUCCAGGUCAACACGAAGGAACGUGGCUUGGUGAAGAAAGAAGCAGCAGCAGCUGCAGCACAGAUGGACAAUCAGAAGAGUCUGCCAGUUAAAAACAACACUCAUCAAGUGACACCAACACACAGUGUUCCCGACAAGAGACCGGACACCAAGCAGACCAGUGACGAGCAUGGCAGCCAACCAAACAGAGAGGGCAAAGCCGGCGUCCUCAAGCAACAGGGAGGAGAGGCAGAAAUGAAUGUAAACAAGCAGCACAGGGCAAACGUUAAAGCCGCAGACCAAAUAAAUAAAGAGCCGACAGCAGAUGCCAAAGUCAACCAAAGGGAGGCUGGUAUGGUGAAUGGAGCAGUGAAGGGGGAAGGAAGUGCCUUGAAGAGCAGCCGUAUAACUGAUGAGGUAAGCAAACAGCAAAGCCUGCGUGUGUCAACGGCUGAGGGGAAAGCUAAAGGAGGGUCCCAGGUGGAAGUGAUCAGACCCCCUGUGAUGCCCCUGCCGGGAGAGCGCCUGUCCCCGCCAGUCAUCAAGCUGGAGCCGCUAGAUGUGAAGGGCACAGGUGCGUGCGAUGAGGUGCAGUCCAUGGAGGUCAGCCCGGCAUCUAAGGAGGAGCUGAUUUCAAUCCCGGAGUUCUCACCAGUCAACGACAUCCAGCACGGCAGUAUGAGUAACGCCCGAGCUCUUGAAGACCUGAUGGACCUGACGGGCAGCGUCACCUACCCCAAACUGUCCUCUGACGGCAACAUAGGCGACUGCAACAAGAACCUCAUCGAAGGUGUCGUUAGUCCCAUGUCUGACUCGAAGCUCGUUGGGAUGUCGACCCCGUCCUCAAACAAGCUUAGCAUUAAGUAG